Sphenostylis stenocarpa is the source of this 2379-nucleotide messenger RNA. The record is from the annotation of a GenBank genome assembly. NCBI's taxonomy places the organism in Eukaryota, Viridiplantae, Streptophyta, Magnoliopsida, Fabales, Fabaceae.
AUGGAGUGCAAUAAAGAUGAGGCUACCAGGGCGAAAGAAAUUGCUGAGAGAAAGUUUGCUGCAAAGGAUAUAUCGGGUGCAAAGAAAUUUGCUUUGAAGGCCCUAAAUUUAUUUCCUGAACUUGAGGGUAUUUCUCAAAUGGUAGCAACACUUGAUGUGUAUAUUUCAGCCGAGAACAAAACAAAUGGAGAAGCAGAUUGGUAUGGUGUACUUGGUGUGGAUUCCUUUGCUGAUGAUGAUACGGUCAGGAGACAGUACAGGAAGCUAGCUCUCAUGCUUCACCCUGAUAAGAACAAGUCCGUUGGAGCUGAUGGGGCAUUUAAGCUUGUUUCAGAGGCAUGGAGUUUACUAUCAGAUAAGGCUAAAAGGGCAGCUUAUGACAAGAGAAGUGGAAAAGAACGGAAAGCUUCUACUAAGUUCGGAGGUUCAUCAACACAGAAAAGGACUAAUGGUAGCUACAAUUUUACUAAAACUACCCCUUCAAGUGCAACUGCUCAUAAGAAUACUGCUAAAGAUCACACUUCAUCUUCUACUCAUAAGUCAAAAUCAAGUACAUUUUGGACCGUCUGCUCUCGAUGCAAAAUGCAAUAUGAGUAUCUUAGAGUUUAUAUUAACCUUAAACUCUUAUGUCCCAACUGCCGUGCAGCAUUUGUGGCUGUGGAGACUGCUCCUCCACCUGCAAGUGGUAUUAGACCUGCAACUCAAUGGAAUUUUGCACAGAAGAAGCAAAAUUCCAACCGCCAAGUACCUAACAAAAGCAAAUCUAGUGCCGGAAAGAAUAACAUGGCGGCUCCAAAUGUUGGAGCAGGGUCUUAUAGUAAGACUGAAGCAGCCAGUUUUCAGUGGUCUGCAUUCUCAAAAUCAUCCGGUGUUUCCAAUGUGGCUCAGGCUGCAAGUGUGGUUCAGCAAGCAUAUGAUAAAGUGAAGCGAGAUCGUGAGGAGGCACAAGCAGCUAGCAAAAGGGAAGAGGCCUUAAAAAGGAAGCAGCAUGUUUCUAAAAAGGGUUACUCUAAUCCUGCUAAGAAAAGAAGAGGGGGCAUGGAGGAUGCAAGUGCAAGUGGUGGUAAGGAAAAUCGAAUGGGUGGGGGAACAAACUCAUCCAAACAGGCUAAUUUUGAAUAUAAUAGGGUUAAUGGAACCAACAAGACUGACUGUGUGAGGUAUGUCUCCCCAGAUGAACUUCGGAAUCUUCUUAUGGAGAAAGCUAGAAAAGAAAUUAGCAAUAAACUCAGGGAAAAUCAGUCAAAUGUUGUUGAUAAAACAGUGGUGAAAGAGAGUGGAAAUGACUUACAUAAAGUUAACGAGAAAGGAGAAAAAUGUUUAAGAAACUCUGAGAUGUGUGCUCAAGAUAACAUUGAGAAGCCUUCUGGAUCUAAAACCAUCAAGUCAUUAGCAGGUUCUACAGUUGCUAAAGGUAACAGAAAAUUUUUGGAAACAACAGCUAUAGAUGUACCAGAUCCUGACUUCCAUGAUUUUUAUAAGGAUCGAACUGAAAUAUCUUUCUCUGAAAAUCAAGUAUGGGCUGUGUAUGAUAACAAUGACGGGAUGCCUCGAUGUUAUGCAAUGAUUCACAGCGUCAUCUCCCUGAAUCCGUUCAAGAUGCAAAUCAGUUGGCUCAACCCAAAUACGAACAGUAAACUGGAACCUAUUAAAUGGGUUGCUUCAGGCUUUUCAAAAAUUUGUGGGGAUUUCAGAUUGAGCAGACCUGAAAUCUGUAGCUCGACCAAUUUUUUCUCCCACAAGGUUAGAUGGAGAACAGGUGCUGAUGGGGCUAUUUGUAUAUAUCCCAGGAAAGGGGAUGUUUGGGCUAUAUACAGGAAUUGGUCUCCUGACUGGGAUGAGCUAACACCAGACGAAGUUGUACACAAGUUUGAUGUGGUUGAAGUACUUGAGGAUUUUGUUGAAGGGCAUGGCAUAGAUGUUAUUCCUCUGAUCAAAGUGGCUGGAUUCAGGACAGUAUUUCACUACCACUUAGAUCCAAGAGAAAUUAGGAUUAUUCGGAUGGAAGAGAUGUUUCGAUUCUCUCAUCAAAUACCUUCAUAUGUACUCACUGGUCAAGAAGCUCCAGAUGCUCCAAAGGGUUGCAGGGUGUUGGACCCAGCUGCUGCUCCAUUUGAAUUUCUUCAGGUAAUAGAAGUUGUGAAGGAGGAAGAUAUGGCAGAUUAUGAGGAUACUGAUGUCAAGGAAACAAGAGAUAACAUGAAAAAAGAUAGUAACAAGGAAAUGAUCAAUGGUAUGGUAAAAUUGGUGGAAGAAAAGAAGGGAAAGGACGAAGACAUGCAGGAAAUGAAAACAAGUGACAUCAUGAAAAAGGCUAGUAAGGAGGGAAUAAUGGGAAAACUUGGGGAAGAAAAGCAGCGAAAGGACGAAGCCAUGUAG